GGUGCUCGCUCCGUAAAAAGAAGGGUGGGGAUUGCACGCUCAGGCUUUCCCUUGCUGGUGUCCCCCUUCUGUUUGGGGCAGACUAGAGCCGUCCUCUUGGUGUCUGGCAGGGUAGACUCCAGGGACGCAGGGGCCCCUGUCCUGUCCUCGGUCUUGAUGGGUUCACACUGGACUGGAAGGGUGUGUGCACGCCUGCAUGUACGUGCACGUCUGUGAGCGGUUAACGACACGUGGGAGGCCUGGCUAAGUGGAGCCCUACAUACCCACCACCCCGCUUCGGAAACAGCACUUUCGAAGCCCCCUGGGUGUCCCUUGCCCACGUCUUCCCGUCUACGGUGCUCGCGCUCUGGUUUCCUGUCCCCCGUUCCUCUCACUAAGGCGGGUGGGCGACCCGGCUCCGUCCACAGGGAUCUGUCUGAGGAUGAAGGUGAGGGCCUGGCCAGGCCAGAGCUGGGGCGGGGGUGUGAGCAAGGCAGGCUGAGGAUCCUGCUGCUGAGACAGGCCGCCCACAGCCCAGGCUGAGACGUUAUGGUCAAGCGGAAAAGAGGAACCAAAGAGAACAGAUUUGACUAGAGGGAGCUCCUCUGCUGAGUCUGGCUGUCAUUAUGUUUGAGUCAGUCCCCUCUGCCAGAAGAUGUAGGGCUGCGCUCUGUAGAGUGGGAGCCUGGCCUGCUGCAGGACCAUGUGGGAGUCGGCCCUCCUGUGCCCCACAGCCUGGGUGCAGGAGACGCCAGAGCUCCCCAGGUGAUUCUCAAACUUGGAGACGCAUUAGAAACACGCGGAGCCUGUUAGCACGUCUGGGUUGCAGGGGUGGUGUGUGCGUGCCCGCCCCACUGCUCGUGUUCCUGCCCAGGUUGGUUUUCAAGCCCCUUUGACAGAGUGCUUUUUUAAUCCAAAUGUCCUUUUCCCUGUACAGCUGGUUGCCGUUACUGCUAAUAGCUGUGUUCUGUAGAAUGGUCACGAACACUGAGCGAAUACUGAUCCGUGGCUCAGGGGGAAUGAAUACCAGGCCAGGUUCCUAAGAGCCUCUGGCCACAUUUUGCUCAACCGAUCAAUGUGUGACCUUGUUUGCUGUGUGUUUCUGUUUAAAGACAUCUUAUUUAACGUGCGCUGGUAACUCAUUAAUCUUGAGCUCACGGCCAACAACGGUGACCCGCCGAAACAGAGUUAGUCUGACACACACAUCUCAGUCUGGAGGGGCACUAGCCAGCACUUCUGCCCUGAGCUUAGGCGGAAUCACAAAGAUGUGAAAAAUAGGCACAAAACAGACCGAAAGAAGAACGCUGUUGACAGUGUGGGCCGAAACGUGGAGGCAGGGUUCUGCUCUGAUCCUGGCUGGGAGCGUGCGCACCUGCACCCGUCCACAGGGACCACGAAGGCCCCGUCCGUGUUGGCGUGGGGCUGGCUACAAGCAAAUUUGCAAACACAGAAUCUGAACGGUGAGGAUCGGCUGCACGUGGUCACGUGACCUUUCGGGUCUCGCUCUGCACGGAAGUGGAGGUAGACGGAGAAGUGAGCUGCCUGUCUCCAGAAUAGAGUCUGAGCCUUGGCCCCCACAGUCUCUCACCAGGACUGAGCCAGCCUGGUGCAGGGUCCUCCCUUCAGGCCGUCCUCAACACAGCAGCCAGAGGGCGCUCUCCCAGCGUAGGCUGGCCGGCCACCCUUCCUGCCCAGGGAAAGCCAAGUCCUUUACUCUGGUUUACCGGGGCCCCCACUGCUACCUUCUCUUCCACCAGGUGCUCAUCCGAAUGAGCCUUCUUGUUCCUUGAAAUACCAGGUUUCUUCCACCCCAGGGCCUUUGUACGUGCCAGUCCCCCUACCUUGAGAAUGCUCAUCCCUGGGAGUGUCUGCACUGCCCACUCCACCAUGUUCCAGUGUCACCUUGUUUGGGCCACUGCCCCAGGCACGCACCCUCCCUAACCCUGUGGGGUGUUUCUCCAAGCCCCCCCUCACCACCUGGUACAUCUGCCUACUGUCCCAGCAUCAGAAAUGGGCACGUAUUAGGCUUCUGAUACUGAGGAAUGAGUGAGUGGUUGUCCUUGAUAUGCUGGAGUGAAAUCCUGAAAUACACCCCCUUCCCAUCCAGGGAGUAGAACUGGUGGGUUUGCUGUAUUCUGACCACCCCUUGAGCACUUGCCUAAAGUCACGACAACUGUAGAAGCUGGGGGAUGAGAGCCUAGUGCAUUUUCCCACCACAUCUGGAGCAAGUAUUCAGGACUUCAUCCUAAUGAUGGAAAAAUCUCAACAUAUUCACCUUUUUAAAAAAAGAUUUUAUUUGACAGCGAGCACAAGCGGGGGAGAGGGGCAGAAAGAGAAGCAAACUCCCUGCUGAGCAGGGAGCCUGAUGCGGGACUGGGACCCUGGGAUCAUGACCUGAGCUGAAGGCAGACCCUCAACCGACUGAGCCACCCAAGUGCCCCUAAGAUUUUUUUACUAUUUUAGGUCCUCUCUACAGCCAACGUGGGGUUUGAACUCACAACUCAGAAGAGUCACAUGCCCCACUGACUCAGGCAGCCAGGUGCCGCUGACCCUUUUGUUGAAAUAAUGUCAUGCUGGGAGAAAAGUAAAAACUGGGGGUGAGGGGCUGCCCUAACUGGUUUCUUCCUUGCUCCAAGGCUGUGUCUAGCCUAGAUUCUCCCCAGCCCCUUUGCUCCCUCUGCCCUGUGGUGUAUUUGUAGCUCUGGGUUGCAGGGUGUUGCCUGGUGCGGCCUGAAGGGAGCUUAGCAAUCCUCAUCUGAACGUGGGCUCUUUCCAGCGGGGGCACGGCUGGGGCAGGAGCACCUUGAUGGGCAGAAGUAGGAAAGCAAAGAGCUAAAAGGUUGAAAUCUUGCAUCGAUUUCAUUUGGGCGAGUUACAAAUCAUGUUUUAAAAAUGACUCGUGGGGAAAAAAAAAUCAGGUGUUCCUGUGUAUGAUUUUACUUCUGGAGUUUCUCUUAAUCAGAAAAUAAGCAAGACUUGAAUUUCUAGUCUAGCGCUUUGAAAGUUCCAUGAAAGUAUUUGUUAGCAAUGCAAAAAUAUUCCAUGUUCUGGGGAAAAAAAGCCAGAAAGUAGAUUCAUUUCUGUUCCUAUUUAUUAUGUUCCCUGGUAAUUUUAGGUGAUGGCAAUUUGUGGCUGAGCAAGACAUGUUCUCAGUUAUUACUGUGCAGGAAGGGCAGGGCUGUAAUCAACUACUUGCUACUGUGGACACGUGCUGGACCCCUGGUGGCCGCGAGCUGCGGCUCGGGAGCGAAGGCCUGGCAGUGGGACAGCCUCACAUAUAUAUGGAAAGCCCGUAGCUGAGCCCAGCUGGAGCAUAGCUUGUCAGGGGAAGACGGUUAAGGACAGGAGAUGGGGUUGGAAAUGAACGCUGAAGAGACCAGACAGCUUUGCAGACCGUGUGCCCUGUGCUCUGUGCCAUGCAGGAGCUGCUGAGAUUUUUGAUUUUUUAUUUCUUUUAAUUAUUUAUUUGAGAGGGAGCAUGGGGGGCGCAGAGGGAGAAGCAGACUCCCACUGAGCGUGGAUCCCCACACGGGGCUUGAUCCCAGGACCCUGAGAUCAUGACCGGAGCCAAAAUCAAAAGUCGGACGCUCCACCAACUGAGUCCCCCAGGCGCCCCAGAUUUUGAGUGAAUGAGGGAAAGGAGUACGCCCUAACUCGAGUCCGGGAGCUGGAUUGCUGGGAGGAGGCAAGGUGGGGAGACCAGCUGGGAGGCUCCAGAAAUGGAAGGUUGAGGGUCUUGGUGGUAAAGGGAACGGAGGAAGGCAGCUCCCCUGGAGUGAGGGGUGAGAGGAGCAGGAAAGCUGGACCAGGGCCUCUCACUCAGAGGGGAGUUAAAAAGGCAUUACGAACAUGAUGAGCAGGGCCUGGGCGGCUCAGUCAGUGAAGCGUCUGACUCUUGGUUUCGGCUCAGGUCAUGAUCUCACGGUUGUGGGAUUGAGCCCCACGUCGGGCUCUGCGCUCAGGGCAGAGUCUGCUUCAGAUUCUGUCUGCCUCCCCGCUCGUGCAUGCACUCUCUCAAAUAAAUAACACUCUUGAAAAAAACAUGAUGAGCUCCUCCUAAAAUUUUCUAACAUCUUUUUUGUUGUUUUGGCCUGGUAGGGAAGAACUUGAUAACAGUGCACAUCACCCAGUGAAGUAAUCCAUGUCACAUGCUUUUUUCCCCCUUUCUCUUCCAGAUAUUCUUCUUUCGUAUUAUUUUUGUGCUCUGUCUGCCCAUGUCCUUGCCCAGAGUCCUGUCACGGCACUUAGAAAAGUCACUUAUGAGCUCCUGGUCAUCUGUGUCCCAGUGUCUUCUCCUUUUAGCAUUUGCAUUUUUGUUUUUCAUGCUGAUAAUUGAAGGUUUUUUUGUGUUUUUGUAGGCAAAGUUAUGAGUCAUUUACAUUUUUUGUUGUUAGUAUAAUAUAAAGAUAUCCCUCAUGCCAAAGUAUAUAAACAUUCUAUACAAAAACACUAAUUUGAAAAGAUAUAUGCACCCCAGUGUUUAUUGCAACAUUUUCAACAAUAGCCAAACUAAGGAAGGAGCCCAAUAAAGAAGAUGUGAUACACACACACACACACACACACACAAUGGAAUAUGAUUCAGCCAUCAAAAAGAAUGAAUACUUACCGUUUGCAAUGACGUGGAUGGAACUAGAGAGUAUGAUGCUAAGUGAAAUAAGUCAGUCAGAGAAAGACAAAUACCAUAUGACUUCACUCAUAUGUGGAAUUGAAGAAGCAAAAUAAACAAAAAAGAGAAACCAAGAAACAGACUCUUACCUACAGAGGACACAUUGCUGGUCGCCAGAGGGGAGGGGGGGGCGGGGGAGACAGGUGAUGGGGUUGAAGGGGGACACCUGUCGUGAUGAGCAGUGGGUGAUGUGUGGAAAUGUCAAGUCGCUAGAUUGUGCGCCUGAAGCUAAUACCACACUAUAUGUUAACUAUACUGGAAUUACAAUGUUUAAAAAGUGUAUAGACAUUCUUCUAGUAAAUUUGUGGUUUUUUCAUGCAUAAUUUAAAAAAUAUAGUUGGUGGGGCGCCUGGGUGGCUCAGUUGGUUAAGCGACUGCCUUCGGCUCAGGUCAUGAUCCCGAGGGCCUGGGAUCGAGCCCCGCAUCGGGCUCCCGGCCCCGCGGGAAGCCAGCUUCUCCCUCUCCCUCUCCCCCUGCUUGUGUUCCUGCUCUCGCUGUCUCUGUCUCUGUCAAAUAAAUAAAUAAAAUCUUUAAAAAUAUAUAUAUAUAGUUGGUAAACAUAUAAAAAAUAUAAUUGGUAUCUAUUUUUAAAAGUCAGGAUUGCAAUUAAUCAUGCAACCUUAAUUCGGUCGUUCAGACUAAUGUUCUUGAAUGAAUCCGGAAUUAGAUAAAAUGACAUAGUUACUUACCUUUCUUUCGUCACGGCUUUAUUGAGACAUAAUUAUUAUAUACCUCACAGGUGAACCCGUCAAAAGCACGCACUCGGUGGCUUUAGUGAGUUUUCACGGCUGUGCAGCCGACACCACGGUUUAGAACGCUCCCACUUUCCCAAACAGAAGCCGCGUCCCACUUGGCCGUCACCCAGCGCCCCCGGCCCCGGGCACCCGGCCCGCUUGGUUUGCCUGUCAUGGGUGUGUCAUGGCGUACGGUCCACAAGCCACCACGCGGUCACCCGCAGCGGCGUCUCCCCGAGCAUCAUGUUGUCAAGGUGGCUCGCAGCCCAGCGCGUGCAGGCAGGUCACAGCUACGGGGUAAGAGAAGCAACGGCCGGAAUCUAUUGUUUUUAUUGCUGAAGAAUACCCCGUUGUGUGCUCGCCCUGCGUGGUGGACGUGAGGGUGGUUGCGUUUGGGGGCUCUUGCGAGUGGCACCGUCACGAAUCCUCAUGCACAGACGUCGUUCCUCUGGGGCGAGUCCCCAGGUGGGGUUGCUGGGUCAUAUCUUGGUUUAUUUUUAAUCCGUCUUCGUGCUAGACAUUCCUAUUAGCGAUUCAGAUUUUAAAAGGCGUCUACUUUCCCCUAUUUUCUCCUAAAAGAGCCCCGUAUAAGUGGAAACCGGAUUGAGUCCUGAGUGAGUGUAUAUGAAUUUGUUAGUUACCAUUGAAGUAGGCCUCACGGUUGGAGAGGACCUUUGAUUCCUUUCAUGUUGGCAGGAAGAAUCUCUUCUCUAAGGGCCUUUAUCCUGAACACUAGGACAGGACGAGUCUUUGAUUCUAUACCUAAGGGCCUUAUAUAAUAACAUUCUCUGAAAAAUUCCAAAUCGUACAGGACGGGAGAAUCCAGGAUAAAUUUUCUCCUGGGUCCCGAACAAUCCAGUAACUUACUUUUUUCUGAUGAUAAGGCAGUGUGUGCUCACUUUGGGAAAUACACAAGAGAUGAAAUCAAAAUCUCCCAUACAAGCUUGCCCGGCCACGGUGCCCUUCUGUCAGUGGCCCGGAUGCUGAAUAAGUCUACUGGUAGACUUUGGCAAAUUACAGGCCAUUUGUUUAAACAUAGUUUCAAAGGAGAAAUUACAAUAUGUAUUUUUCCUUCUCAUUGCUUCCCGAAAGUAUUUUGAAGCCCUGAAGCCUUAGAAAACCCUUUCUCAAAUAGCAGAGCAGAAAGUGUCGUUUGUGGGGCAAACUGUGUGUGUCACUGACCUCAUGUUUGCUAACCCUCACAGUCACCUUCUAAAACGUUUGUUAUAAUGACAGCACUCACUUGCCGAGGGCCUAGGAUGUGCUUGGUGAUUCAGAGGCAUCUUUCCGUUACGUGGUUGAGCAAACCAAAGCUCAGAGAAGGUGAGUGAUGCGUGCCAGUCCCCCGGGUGCCUCUGCUCCCGUGUGGGCUGUCCUGCCUUCCACAAGGCCUCCUGCACCUGUCCCCCGGCACGCAUGGCUUCCCAUCGGGGAAUUUCACACAUUUAUAGGGACAAUAAUGAAGCUUGAGCUUGAGCACCCCUCACCGGCGUGGCCCCAUCCAAGGGCCCCGGAAGGACUCUAACGACGUGUUCUUAUGUUCCUGUGCUUAGGGUUUGCGAGAGGGAGAUGUUUUAGCUGCAGCUGGUAAGUCCUGCUGUCUGUUCCCACACCCACUUCCCCUCAAUUUGGAGGGCUUUGGAGGGGUCGCGGCUGUGAUGUGGGCCGUGGGCCGUGAGGUGAUUGUUGAUCAUCCCAGUGUAGGAAUGGCUUCCUGGGCAUUUCCUUCCAAACACUAUUCCAGCUAACCCGGCGUCAGGCCGGGGAGGUGUGGGAACGGAAGCUGCGUGGUGCCCGUUGUUGGAAGACAAACAAGGCUCGACAUGGAUGGAGUCAGAAUCCAGUCUUCAGACGUGCAGAAUUAUAAGCUGAAGAUUCAGCUCUCAAGGCCAAAAAGGCGGGAGAAAAAGUACUACACACAUGUGUCAGUUUAUCAAACCAUGGUUUUCUAGAUACUGCAAUAUUUGUCCACUUCUAAAAAAUGAGUAGUUUGUUGAGUCUUAUUAAGUUAUGAGGACCCCCACCCAAAUAAUAUAAGAAUCUUCACUACAAACCUGUCGCUGAUGUCCACUGUCCUGAGAAGGAAGUCCAUGCUCUCCAACCAGGCCUCACCCCACUCCCUGCAUCUUGACGACUCUUCUCCGUCCUUCCUCACAAAGCUCUCUUCUACCUUAGAGCUGCACCCGAGCUGCCUCCCUUUAUCUGGAAUGCCCCCCCCCCCCCCGCUGUGACUGGUGCUUUCUCUGUCUCCUAGCUCAGGCCACCACCCCAGGAAGGCAUUUUCUGACCCCCUCCCCAUCACUUUCUAUUUAUUUCUUCAAGAAUUCUUAGCAAAUUCUGGAACUAUCUUGUUUAUUCUCUGCUUUCCUCCCCUAGGCAUUAAGUUCUGUCUUGUUUGCUGCAUCAUCCCAGGAACUGGGCAUAUGGUUGAUUCUCAAAUAGCUGUUGAAUGAAUAGCUGGGAAGUGACAACAAGAUUCCAAACUCAUGUUUAUUUGACAUCAAAGACCAAAGGCUGUGUACUUCCCAAUAGGCUGCCAUUGUUUCCCAGUCUGUUAUCCCACAGAGCACUGGGGAGAUCAGACGUGCAUCAGAAGCACAACAGGCAAGUUCAACUCUGGUUCCCUGAUGACAAGAAGAUCAUAUGCAAUCAAGGAUCAAAAUGUCCUUUGGCAUGCAGAUGGCCUCAAGUAUUCCUUAGUGUGCAAGAAAUUGAAAACACCUGAAAUUAAUCAGGCACGUUCUAGACGAGCAAGGGAAGAUUGCAACUCAGGCUCACAGCAGAAUUUAUCACCAAACUACAAUGGAAAUGCUGAAUGGGAGAUUCGAGAAUCUGCCUGGCUCUGCAUUUAGCCCAGUUGACCCCAUUAUAAGAAAGGAAGUGAACGAGGACACCCUGGGGAGAUCCAGGAGUUGCAAUUAUGCUUGCAGGCAGAGCUAACAACCGCUGAAUCCUGGUUUUCCCACCGAAGGUCCUGUGCCCUCCAGCCGUUUUUCAGCCGCUGUUUCAAGUCCCCUAGCUGUAAAAGUGGAAUAGCACUUGACUUUCUCAGAUACUGCGCGGGUGAGUUGCAGAUUAGCUGAACCAUCCUUUGUUGCAAAACAUGAAGAUAGUUUGUUUAAGGAUUUGUUUCAAGACUACGAAAGAUGGGUUCGUCCUGUGGAACAUCUGAAUGACAAAAUAAAAAUAAAGUUUGGCCUUGCAAUAUCUCAAUUAGUGGAUGUGGAUGAGAAAAAUCAGUUAAUGACAACGAAUGUCUGGUUGAAACAGGAGUGGACAGAUGUGAAGUUAAGAUGGCAUCCUGAGGACUACGGAGGAAUCAAAGUGAUACGCGUCCCUUCAGACUCUCUCUGGACUCCAGACAUCGUUUUGUUUGAUAACGCAGACGGGCGUUUCGAGGGGGCCAGCACUAAAGCGGUCGUCAGGCACGACGGCACGGUGACCUGGACGCCGCCGGCAAACUACAAGAGUUCCUGUACCAUCGACGUCACAUUUUUCCCAUUCGAUCUCCAGAACUGCUCCAUGAAGUUUGGUUCUUGGACUUACGACGGGUCCCAGGUUGAUAUUAUUUUAGAGGACCAAGAUGUAGACAAGAGAGACUUCUUUGACAAUGGAGAAUGGGAAAUCGUCAGCGCCACAGGGAGCAAAGGGAACAGAACGGAUAGCUCCUGCUGGUACCCACACAUCACAUACUCCUUCGUAAUCAAGCGCCUGCCUCUCUUCUACACCCUGUUCCUUAUCAUUCCCUGUAUCGGCCUCUCGUUUCUAACCGUGCUCGUCUUCUAUCUCCCCUCCCACGAAGGGGAGAAGAUCUGUCUCUGCACGUCAGUACUGGUCUCUUUGACUGUCUUCCUGCUGGUUAUCGAGGAGAUCAUCCCCUCGUCUUCCAAAGUCAUCCCUCUGAUCGGAGAGUACCUGGUGUUCACCAUGAUUUUUGUGACGCUGUCCAUCAUGGUCACUGUCUUCGCCAUCAACAUCCACCACCGUUCUUCCUCAACACAUGAUGCCAUGGCGCCUUGGGUCCGCAAGAUAUUUCUCCACAAGCUUCCCAAACUGCUCUGCAUGAGAAGUCACGUAGACAGGUACUUCGCUCAGGAAGAGGGGGCUGAGAGCCCUGGGAGACCAGAGUCCUCUCGAAACCCACUGGAAGCUGCACUUGAUUCUAUCCACUACAUCACCAGGCACGUCAUGAAGGAGAACGAUGUCCGUGAGGUUGUUGAAGACUGGAAAUUCAUAGCCCAGGUGCUGGAUCGGAUGUUUCUGUGGACUUUUCUUCUGGUCUCAGUUGUUGGAUCUCUUGGGCUUUUCGUUCCUGUUAUUUACAAGUGGGCCAAUAUCAUAGUCCCGGUUCAUAUUGGAGAUGCAAAUAAGUGAUACCUGCCCAGGGGACACAGUAGGAGUUUGGUUGCCAAACGCACGUGUAACUCUGCUACCUAUAAACUUAGAAAAUGUACAUUGUGCUUGAAAUUUGACGCCAGCUCUAACCAACAGACUGACAGUUGCUAACACUGGUUUAUCUUAAUAGAUCGCCCAUUCGAACAUUUUACCUGCAUGAGAGAAGCACUAACUGACUCAACAUUUGGUCUAGAAAUAGCAGUGGAAUAGUACCCGAACUGUGCUAGUGAAAACCUACUGUUUGUAUCCUGGCAAGUAACACUGGUUUGUAAUCAACGUGAAGCUCAUCUUUUGAUUGUGUUGGAAAAUUCCCGUUGUACCUGAAGAUUGAUGUCAGGACUUUUUCUGCAUUUGGUAAAGGCACACAUUUUAAAUCUCUCUCUGUCCUGUAUCUGCAGCGGAAGAGCUGACCUUGGGCACGGUGUCCUACUGCCGUAUUAAAUAAGCCAGCUACCUGGUACAGCAACCAUUUAAUGUGAUGCUGAUUUUUCUAUAACCAACAUUUUAAAAAGUGAAAGGUGGGAAUUCCUCGAAGGCUUACUUUAUUCCUUAGAUGCUUUAACUGAACAAUUGUUGUAUUAACUAUUUUUGUAGCUUACCGUCCAUUGUAAAAUCAUACAAUAGACAACCCCUGUGGACAUGCACAAGUAUCUCAAUAAUUAACAGUAAUUUCAACCCCCUUGUCCAUAUUUUCCAUAAUAACCACCUUCUAUAUAAAUUGUAGCACUUCUGUAUCCUUCACUCAGCAUAGUCCUCUACAAUGAAGUGAAUCCCAGUUUUAAAACUCAAAACCUCCAUGGAUACUACCAAAUCCUACUGUGAGGAAACCAUCUUCCGAGAUUAAAGGUGGUUUCUAAUUAGGUAGAAGCACAUCGUUACAUAUCUGUAAUGUUUUGGUUUCUCUCUUUCGUCCCAACAGUUACAGUGCUAGAGCCUUCGAGUUGUGAGGGCUGGUAGAUGUCAUGCAGCGGUAGCCUUUCACUGCUCACUCAGGACCGAUGGACUGUCGAGGGUGCACGAGUUAGAGUCCCUCUCUCGUGCCCCUGUUCAGCUGCGACCCAGGACAGCACACCAACAGGAGCCCGGGUUUGAUGAGCAGCUCCUAGCUCUUGCGAGAACAAAUGCCUUAUUUAUACCUGUCCUCUCCCUGCCCAGAGAUGCGGGUUCCUUGUGAGCGGACAAGAGCCUGGUGGAGGUGAAAAGCCAGAGGUCGAGAUGUCCCUCAUGGGGCAAGGUCACCCGGAGGGAAGGAGGCACAUUUGAAGGGUGGUCUAGUCCAGUCUGUGGCCACGUAGGCGCCUCCCCAAACACAAUCCACAAGGAUGGCUGACGCCCCCAGAAAAACCCACAGGCCUCCGAAGUUUCAGCUGUAAGCCCUGGAAAAGACACGGCGGUGCGGGGAGAAAGGGGCAGGAGGACGGCCCAGGAUGCAUGCGGCGAGGCUGACAGCAGAGCAAGGAGCGACACGUCUGCCCCCAGCCCCCUGAUCCAGAACACAGCUCCCGGAACAUCCAGGGCAGCCGGCAGCCAGGAAGAGCCAAGGGGAGCACAGUGGGGUCGGAUGCCGGGCGAUGCGGUGGGCCCGGCGUGUGGGUCUGAGUCACGGAGGCACAGCCCCCACCUCCCCCCCCCCAACCCCGCCAUGAACAGAAACAGAAGAUGGGGCUUUCCAAGCAGCGGCCACGAUUCAGACUUCACAGUGCACGACACGAACUCUGGGAGGAAAGAAAGUGUGAGAUCUGUGGAGGAAACAAGUUCACCCAAUUACAAACAGCGAGCAAGAGUUUGCCUGGAUCCUUCACGAGAGAAGAUGUACGAACGGCCAAUAAGCAUAUGAAGAAGACUCCGAGUUGCUAUGGAGCAGGGAAAAGCUCACCAAGACGGCCACAGGCACUGGUUCGCAUGUCGGGGUGAGUGCGGGCAGCUGCGGAAACUCUCACCGGCCCAACGCCUCGGGAGCCUCACAGUAUCUGCCGCCAAAGUUGAAAAUGCCUCCCUGGGCGCCUGGGUGGCUCAGUCGUUAAGCGUCUGCCUUCGGCUCGGGUCAUGAUCCCAGGGUCCUGGGAUCGAGCCCCGCAUCGGGCUCCCUGCUCGGUGGGAGGCCCGCUUCUCCCUCUCCCACUCCUCCUGCUUGUGUUCCCUCUCUUGCUGUGUC
Mirounga angustirostris (Northern elephant seal) is the source of this 11929-nucleotide messenger RNA. RefSeq names its product cholinergic receptor nicotinic alpha 5 subunit (gene CHRNA5). Gene Ontology annotation, molecular function: acetylcholine receptor activity; acetylcholine-gated monoatomic cation-selective channel activity. The record is from RefSeq and is a predicted model, not a curated record. Gene Ontology annotation, biological process: nervous system process; signal transduction; response to nicotine. The coding region runs from base 8623 to 9753 and encodes 376 amino acids. NCBI's taxonomy places the organism in Eukaryota, Metazoa, Chordata, Mammalia, Carnivora, Phocidae. The transcript has 11 exons. Gene Ontology annotation, cellular component: postsynaptic membrane; synapse; neuron projection.